Molecule: messenger RNA, 864 nt
Organism: Naegleria lovaniensis
Lineage: Eukaryota; Heterolobosea; Eutetramitea; Acrasida; Naegleriidae
Exons: 1
Coding region: 1-864 (287 amino acids)
Source: RefSeq, a predicted model, not a curated record
AUGUGGGGUAAACUUCAUCAAUUUGCAAACGAGUUAAUAGCUCCGAUUGAAGAGGAAGAAGAGGAAGAGGAAAAUGAUCAUCAUCAUCAUCAACAACAACAACCAGUACUAGCUGUUUCUCAUAAACCCCACACGACAGGAUCCAACUCAACAAACACACCACAACCCAAAGAGGAUUCCUUCUUUGCUCAGCCAUUUCUUUCCAGCCAUCCGCAACAACAACAACAACAUUAUCAACCCCAUGGCACCAAUUAUCAACAAUCACCACAAUUACCUUCAAAAGUGUUUCCGAAUCAGCCCACGAUGAUGAAUAACACUCCAUACAAGCCAACUGCUACAACAACUGCCUCUUCUUCUGUACAUUCAUACACCACCAAUACAACUACCACUUCAAGCAGAUUAUCUCCAGUAUCAUCGGUUUCUUCAUCCUCACUUCCAUCUUCUUUCUUUCAAACACCAAAUUAUCAUCAGCAACAUUAUUCCAUUGGAUCAAGUACUGAUUUGAAAAGAGUUUCAUCCUCUUCAAGUUUGGAUAGUGGCAGAUCCAUCACUCCGACACUCAUUACAAUGAAUCAGAUACAACCCCAACAACAGCAGGGAAUGAGUGUCAAAUCCAGCAGCAGUAGAUCAACAACUCCGACGUUAUUGACUCAUCCAAGUGGUGCUCUAGUUACGAAUCAGCUACCGGAAAUGCCACCUGGCUUACUUGUGGAUGGAAUGACAAAACCAUACAAUGAAACAACAAGAACUGAUAACAAGAAAUAUAUUCAUGUUAAAUUAUUUGUUGGAGAUGAGGUAUUGAAUCAUGAGAAAUAUGUAGAAUAUUUACAGAGUCAUAUACGUUUUUACAAGGAGAAAUUGUAA